UGACAACAUAAAGUUAUUCUGACGAGCAAGACGGAAAAAUAUUUCGGUGGAUUUCAACAACAUUUAGGCUCGGAAAUGGCUGUACGCUUGUAGCAGUAGUAGUAAAGGUGCUUUCAUGAAAGACCUUCCUGUGAUGUUACCGUGGCAACAAGUUUGUGAAAGGCAGUUUGAAUGUGGAUCAAAACCUGAGCAUUACUGGUGGUUGUAAGGAUGAAUUAUUACAGAUUUUUGAAUGCUGUCAGCGCAGCCCGGAAACCCAUGAUGUUGAGAGUGUUGACUGCCAUUCAGGCACAGAGCCCACCCACAAUGAUCUCCAUGGCAACAGGAAUGCCCAACGUUGAGCUGUUUCCAUUCAGAGAAGCUGAGUUCCGGCUGAGUGAUGGCAAUAAGCUGAAGAUUGACUCAGCCUCCAUGAAACAAGCCCUGCAGUAUUCGCCUUCACAAGGUAUUGCAGGUUUGGUUGACUGGAUAAAACAGCUCCAGGAGAGGGUACAUGACCCCCCGUUACUGACCCCAGCAGACCCCAACCAUCCAGGCAGAACACAGCUGGCCAUUACUACGGGCAGUAUGGAUGGGCUGUGUAAGGCCAUGGAAGCUCUUGUCUCAAAGGGAGAUAAUGUGUUGAUGGAGAGUGCCCUCUAUCCUGGUGCUCUGGCUGCAGUGCAACCUCUGGGCUGUAACAUCAGGAGUGUGAAGACUGAUAGUGAUGGCCUUGACCCUGAUGACCUCCAGAAAGUUAUGUCAAAAUGGACACCAGAAGAUGCCACUAAGUCAGACAGUGAUAUUCCCAAACUCUUGUACUGUGUACCUAAUGGUGGAAACCCAACCGGCCAUGGCCUGACACUGAAGAGGAAGGAGAAAAUCUACAAGAUAGCCCAGACAUAUGACCUUGUUAUUCUGGAAGAUGACCCCUACUUCUACCUGCAGUUUAACAAGCCUCGAGUACCAAGUUUCCUCUCUCUGGACACCGAUGGAAGAGUCCUUCGCUUUGACUCCUUCUCCAAAGUGCUGUCCUCUGGGAUGAGGGUUGGCUUUGUGACUGGUCCCAGGACACUAGUGGACAGAAUCAUCCUCCACAUGCAGGCCUCUGUCCUACACUGCAGCAGUCUCUCUCAGGUGUUGUUACUAAAGUUACUGCAGGACUGGGGGUCUGAAGGGUUUGACAAACAUGUGGAGAAAGUUGCCAGUUUCUACAGAGAAAGAAGAGACAUUUGUUUAAAAAUGGCAGAAAAACAUCUCAAAGGUUUAGCAGAUUGGUCUGAGCCAACAGGUGGAAUGUUUCUCUGGAUCAAACUAGAUGGUAUUCCAGACACUUACAAACUGAUUUUGGAGAAGGCCAGGGAGAAGGAGGUGUUGUUUGUGCCUGGGAGCAUCUUUCUACCUGACUACACUUCACCCUCGUCCUACAUGAGAGCUGCCUACUCACUGGCCACUCCUGAACAAAUGGAUGAGGGUUUCAGAAGACUGGCGCAGUUGAUCAGGGAGGAGGUUUCAUGCAGUGUGUGACGAGGAAGCUAGACCAUGACGUUGUACUUUCUAGGACCGGUUACCCUCAGGAACGUCAUUACAGUAUAAUCAGCUGACUGACUGAUCAGGGAGGAAGUUUGCAGAGGAAAUGUCGGUUACCUUCAGGAACGUCCUUACAGUAUAAUUAGCCAAAUGACAGCUGAUUCUGAUCAAGGAUGAGAUGUGAUAAGGAAGUGGAAAACCCAGCUGAAUGGCCUGAAAUGAAUGCUUGCAGUUUGCAGUUUGAUGAGUCCAUGCCACUAAUGUGCUGCCGCCACUGAAGUAUCAUGUAGAAGACACCAGACAUGACAUCUCUUCCUAUCAGAUUAUACUGACAUUGUGCUAACCAGUCUUGUUUCCAUGCACUAACCUCUCAGUGCUGAGCACCAAGCGAGGUAAUAAGUACCAUUUUUAAAGUCUUUUGUAUGACCUGCACCGGGUUUGAUCCUGGGCCUCCCGACUUUGCCAGGUUUGAUGCUGGGUCUCCUGACUUUGCCGGGUUUGAUCCUGGGUCUCCCGACUUCGCCGGGUUUGAUCCUGGGUGUCCUGACUUCGCCGGGUUUGAUCCUGGGUCUCCUGACUUCGCCGGGUUUGAUCCUGGGUGUCCUGACUUCGCCGGGUUUGAUCCUGGGUGUCCUGACUUUGCCGGGUUUGAUCUUGGGUCUCCUGACUUCGCCGGGUUUGAUCCUGGGUCUCCUGACUUUGCCGGGUUUGAUCCUGGGUCUCUUGACUUCGCCGGGUUUGAUCCUGGGUCUCCUGACUUCGAGGUAAAUGCUCUAACCAUUAGGCCACAGAAGAGUUUGAAUGACAUUGAAGUAUGCAUCAUCAUGCCUGUCAGUCAAGAUGAAGUAAUCAUCAUGCAUGUCAGUCAAGAUGAAGUAAUCAUGCAUGUCAGUGAAGAUCGAGUAAUAAUCAUGCCUGUCAGUCAAGAUCAAGUAAUAAUCAUGCUUGUCAGCCAAGAUGAAGUAAUCAUGCAUGUCAGUCAAGAUCAAGUAAUCAUCAUGCAUGUCAGUCAAGAUCAAGUAAUAAUCAUGCAUGUCAGUCAAGAUGAAAUGCUUGAUGCAUUAAUUUCUCAAAAUAAGCUAGUCACAAUAGUCACAAAAAUGUUCAUUUCUAGACCAACUGAUAUGUGGUUGAUUGACAGCAGUGCUCAGUUUGGGUAUUUUGGCUGACUGGAGGAUAAGUAGGGCAGCACAUACUGCACAGUGAACAAAUACAGGUACAUGUACACCUACAUUCUGAGAUUCACGUCCUCUCACCUUGCAUGACGUUUCAAAACCACCCUGAUCUAUGCAUUAUGUUCGCAUAUUGAAUGAGUACCAUUUUUUUGAUUGGUUGAUGGUUCCUUAAAAUAUCUGCUUUAAAUUUGGCCCGAGUUUGACAAAUUUUUUUUCCCGCAGAUCAAAUUCAAAUUUUACAUAUUUAGCUUGAAAUGUAAAUGAAUUACAGUCCGGUUAUUUUGAGAUUAACUUCAUGGGAUGUUUUAGGAUGAACCCCUUGGCGUUGUUUUGGGAUGAACCUCAUGGGGUUGUUUUGGGAUGAACCUCACGGUAUGUUUUGGGAUGAACCUCAUGGGUUGUUUUGGGAUGAACCUCACGGGGUGUUUUGGGAUGAACCUCAUGGGUUGUUAGGAUGAACCUCACAGGCUUGUUUUAGGAUGAACCUCACCUUCAAACAUAUCAGGACGUGUUUUAUGGCGUCACAUGUGGUAGUGUAUGUCUGCUCACUGCUACUGGUACAUGUAUCUGUCUAUAAUAUAGGCAAAGUGGUAUUAAGCCAUAAUGUUUCUGCCAUAUAGCGGUACGUGUGCUUGAUAGGGUCAAUUGUAACUGACCACAAACUCUCAUUUGUCCGACUGUAGCUUUAAGUCAGGAGGUAUAUUAGGUGUGGUUGUUUCCUCCAGACCCAUCCCCGAUAAAUAAAUAUUAUCAUGUAGGCCCUUUUAAUGAACUGUUAUUUGUGAGUUCAACCUCCACAUUGUCCCAUUCACACGGGCGUUUAUGAAAAAAAUGUAACGAAAGCCAAUGUGAUCAGAAUGGUUGUAUUAAAUCUGUUAUGGGAGUAACAGGCUUUCAGAAAUACAAGUGUUGGUUGGUUGGUAGCCAUGGUAGUGGGGACGUCAUGAUUGCAUGUAGCUGAUGGAGAAGUCUUCUGUUGUCAUCAUACAGCACUGCUGAGAUUUGAUUUCAUUGGACAGAAUUAUUAAUAGUUUGCUUUUUUCAAUUUCAUAUGCAACCUGUGGUAUUUAAAUAUAUAUGGUGGUUGAUUUGAAAAGUAUCAGUGUCCAGUUGUAUUCAUUUUUAAUCCGAUCAUGGUAAUAUUUAAAUGAUAUGUUAUAAAGAACCCAAAUAUUCUAGCUCAAAAUGUCUCUGGCUUUUUCACAUACAUGUACUAUAGGGAGUAGGGAUACAGCCACAAUGUUACACUGGAUCCGAGACGAUAAUUGAUGUAUCAAAGAUGAUAACUUAUGUAUCUGGGAUGAUAACUGAUGUAUCCGAGAUGAUAACUGAUGUAUCUGGGAUGGUAAUUGAUGUAUCUGAGAUAAUAACUGAUGUAUCCAAGAUGAUAACUGAUGUAUCUGGGAUGAUACUUGAUGUAUCCGAUAUAACUGAUGUAUCCGAAAUAACUGAUGUAACUGGGAUGAUAAUUGAUGUAUCCAAGAUAACUAAUGUAUCGGAGAUGAUAAUUGAUGUAUCCAAGAUGAUAACUGAUGUAUCCAAGAUGAUAACUGAUGUAUCCAAGAUGAUAACUGAUGUAUCUGGGAUGAUAAUUGAUGUAUCCGAGAUAAAUAAUGUAUCUGAGAUGAUAAUUGAUGUAUCCAAGAUGAUAACUGAUGUAUCCAAGAUGAAAACUGAGGUAUCUGGGAUGAUAACUGAUGUAUCCAAGAUGAUAACUGAUGUAUCCGAGAUGAUAACUGAUGUAUCUGGGAUGAUAAUUGAUGUAUCCGAGAUAACUGAUGUAUCUGAGGUGACAUUUUAACUGACAAAACAGUGUAAUGAUUAAAUUCAGUUGAACACUGAUUGUGCAGAUAUUGGUUAUUUGAGUAAGUCACCAACAGGUCAUAAAUAAAAUAUACACAUGGCUGAAAUGUCUUACAGUAAAGGCUAUAUUA
Molecule: messenger RNA, 4618 nt
Organism: Liolophura sinensis
Lineage: Eukaryota; Metazoa; Mollusca; Polyplacophora; Chitonida; Chitonidae
Product: kynurenine/alpha-aminoadipate aminotransferase, mitochondrial-like
Exons: 12
Coding region: 211-1506 (431 amino acids)
Biological process (GO): biosynthetic process
Molecular function (GO): L-kynurenine:2-oxoglutarate transaminase activity; pyridoxal phosphate binding
Source: RefSeq, a predicted model, not a curated record